AUGCAGCGACCCAUUCACAAGCAUGCCGACGAGGAUGGUCACUUCCGCCGACCAGCUAGUGCCUUUAGAAACUUCAUUUCCGAUGAGCCGGGCUCCAGAUUUCCUCCGGAGAAGGAUAGAUACGUUUUGUAUGUGAACUAUGGAUGUCCCUGGGCACACCGCACCAUCCUCGUUCGCGCGCUUAAGAGCCUUGAACCCAUCAUCGAGCUGGUUGUGACUGACUUUGACCUCACCGAGAAUGGCUGGCUUUUCACCGGCCGCAAUGGCUCUCCCACCGCCGAACCUCUCUAUGGCUUUACGAACCUCAAGCAACUAUACUUGAAAGCCGACCCUAACUACAAAGGCCGCUACACAGUCCCUACCCUUUGGGACAAGAAGCAACACACCAUUGUUAAUAAUGAAUCCUCCGAAAUCAUUCGCAUGUUCUACACCACGUUCGACUCCUUUCUCGACCCGCAGCAUCGCGAAGUCAACAAGCUUGGGGGUGGGUUCUAUCCGGAAGGCCUUCGAUCCGAGAUUGAUGCCAUGAAUGACUGGGUCUACAACACUAUCAACAAUGGCGUCUACAAGGUCGGCUUCGCCACCACCCAGGAGGCAUACGAUGCCAACAUCUACCCUCUUUUCUCGUCUCUGGACCGCAUUGAGAAGCAUCUCGCAAACCCUGCGCACCAGCCUUUUCUCUUCGGGGAGCAUCUCACCGAGGCCGAUGUCAGACUCUACACGACGAUGAUCCGCUUCGAUGCCGCCUAUGUGACCAUCUUCCAGUGCAACCUCCGCGACAUCCGUCACGGCUAUCCACGCAUCAGCCGUUGGCUGCGUAAUAUCUAUUGGGACCAAACCGACCGCACCAACAACGGUGUGUUCAAAAAGACCUCCUUUUUCGAAAUCUACAAAUACGGCUACUACAAAGCCAAACACCGUCAACUCUACGGCGGCUCAGACCUCGGGUGGAACGUAGUGCUUCCCCGUGGCCCCGUGCCAGAUAUCGAGCCGCUCACGGACGAAGAGGAAGCUCAGAUCAGCGGCGGCACAGUCUCAUCGCCUACCAAUGGAGCGCCUACCGGCAUAAUAGCUGGGAUGAGCAUCAACGAGGCUGCGGCAGCGGAUUUGGGUGACGAGGAUAUGAGUCCGAAGCAGAGGCUUGAAAGGGCCACCACGCAUGGCGAUGAGAACAAGAAGUGGUACAAGGCUGCGAAGAAGGCGGAGAAGCAGGCUGGCGCGGCGAACAUGCAUUUGGCGCUGUAG
Molecule: messenger RNA, 1245 nt
Organism: Cyphellophora europaea CBS 101466
Lineage: Eukaryota; Fungi; Ascomycota; Eurotiomycetes; Chaetothyriales; Cyphellophoraceae
Exons: 6
Coding region: 1-1245 (414 amino acids)
Cellular component (GO): cytoplasm
Molecular function (GO): glutathione transferase activity
Source: RefSeq, a predicted model, not a curated record